This is a messenger RNA of Brettanomyces bruxellensis, 966 nucleotides long. RefSeq lists its product as uncharacterized. Gene Ontology annotation, cellular component: nucleus. The transcript has a single exon. The coding region runs from base 1 to 966 and encodes 321 amino acids. Gene Ontology annotation, molecular function: tRNA binding. Lineage: Eukaryota; Fungi; Ascomycota; Pichiomycetes; Pichiales; Pichiaceae. Gene Ontology annotation, biological process: tRNA N1-guanine methylation. The record is from RefSeq and is a predicted model, not a curated record.
AUGACAGAAACUAUAAAUGCCACAAAUUUGGUGAAUGUAUCUGCUAAGAAGGAGCAGGCUGGUGCAGACCAUGCUGAAUCUUCUGAGUCAGUGGAAAAUGAAGCUGAAAAUGGAAAUAAAAAGAAGGUUUACCCAAGGAAACCAAAACCGAUUAUUCCUGAGGGAAUGAGUAAACAUCAAUGGAAAAAGAUGAUGAAACGGAAAAGAUGGGAAGAAAAUAAGGUGCAGAUGAGAGUUGCUAGGAGACAACGUCUAAGAGAGCGUAAGCAGGAAAGGAAAAGAAAGAUACAAGAACUGAAGGAUAAAGGUGAGGAUUAUAGUUCGUUACUUCCGGCAAAGAAGCCAAAGAAGCUGACAGUAGAUGAACAAAAGGAUACAAACGUUAGUAUAAUUGUAGACUGCGCAUUCGAUGAUUUAAUGCUAGAGAAGGAAGUUGUUUCUUUGAGUGGCCAGAUAGCACGAUCAUAUUCUGUGAACAAAAGAAGUCCAAACAGAGUUAAGCUGGUUAUUGGCUGCUUUAACAAGAGGCUUAAAAGUAGGUUUGAUGAGUCAUUGAAGGAUUAUUUCAAGUGGGAUCACAACGAGAUUGAGUUCACCGAAGAUGACUUAGAUAAGUUAUUUGUGGGAAAAGACUUGUCGAAAGUCACAUAUCUCUCCGCAGACACAGAUGAAAAAAUUGAGGAGUUGAAGAGUGGUGAAACAUAUAUCGUUGGAGGAAUUGUGGAUAAAGGACGACAUAAAAAUCUUUGUAAGGAAAAGGCAGAAAAGUUAGGAAUUAAGACAAGACGUCUUCCUAUUGAUGAGUGCAUUAAAAUAAGUGGUAGAAAGGUCUUGACAACCGCACAUGUCGUUGAACUUCUUAUACGUUGGUUUGAAUAUAAGGAUUGGACCAAGACUUUUGAGCAAGUUCUUCCAGCACGUAAACUGAAGGAUAAUAAACCAAGAAACAAGGAAGCGAAGGACUGA